Chinchilla lanigera (long-tailed chinchilla) is the source of this 1803-nucleotide messenger RNA. Its product is annotated as phylloquinone omega-hydroxylase CYP4F2-like. The coding region runs from base 151 to 1755 and encodes 534 amino acids. Gene Ontology annotation, molecular function: iron ion binding; monooxygenase activity; heme binding. The transcript has 13 exons. Lineage: Eukaryota; Metazoa; Chordata; Mammalia; Rodentia; Chinchillidae. The record is from RefSeq and is a predicted model, not a curated record.
GGUGGGGUGCAGUGGGCUGAUCUAGGCUCACGACAGGACCCAGGGACAAAGAAGAACUCGACCUGUGUAGCCUACUCCUGUUCUCCCAGGAGGCCAGAGGAAGCUAUAGGGAAAACCUGCUUUUGGCAGAAGGUGCCAGGCUUCUCGAGGAUGACACAGCUGAGUGUGUCCUGGCUGGGUCUGGGGCCAGGGGCAGCCUCCCCCUGGUUGCUCCUGAUGCUUAUCGGGGCCUCUUGGCUCCUGUCUCGAAUUCUGGCCUGGACCUACACCUUCUAUAAAAACUCUCGUCGUCUCUGGUGUUUCCCUCAGCCCUCCAAACAGAGCUGGCUCCUGGGUCACCUGGGCAUGGUCACUGCCACGGAGCAGGGUAUGAAGAAAGUGGCUGAGCUGGUGGCCACCUACCCCCAGGGCUUUGUGACGUGGAUAGGCCCCUUCCUCCCCUUCAUCAUUCUGUGCCACCCUGACACGGCCCGAUCUGUCCUCAGCGCCUCAGCUGCGGUUGCACCCAAGGACAUGGUCUUCUACAGAUUCCUGAGACCCUGGCUGGGGGAUGGGCUCUUGGUGAGUGCUGGUGACAAGUGGAGCCGCCACCGUCGCAUGCUGACACCCGCCUUCCAUUUCAACAUCCUGAAGCCCUAUGUGAAGAUUUUCAAUGACAGCACAAAUGUCAUGCAUGCCAAAUGGCAGCGCCUGGUCUCCCAGGGCAGCACCUGUCUGGACAUGUUUGAGCACAUCAGCCUGAUGACCCUGGACAGCCUGCAGAAAUGCGUGUUCAGCUUUGACAGCAACUGUCAGGAGAAGCCCAGCAAAUAUAUUGCCACCAUCUUGUUGCUCAGUACCUUUGUGACAAGAAGAAGCGAGCAGGUCCUUCUGCACGUGGAUUUCCUGUACCAUCUCACCCCUGAUGGAAAGAGAUUCCGUGAGGCCUGCCGCCUGGUGCAUGACUUCACAGAUGCUGUCAUCCAGGAGCGGCGGCGCACCCUCCCCAGUCAGCGUGUGGAUGAUUUCUUCAAGGCCAAGGCCAAGUCCAAAACUCUGGAUUUCAUCGACGUGCUUCUGCUGAGCAAGGAUGAAGAUGGAAAGGAGCUGUCAGAUGAGGACAUACGAGCAGAGGCUGACACCUUCAUGUUUGGAGGCCAUGACACCACGGCCAGUGGCCUCUCCUGGGUCCUGUACAACCUGGCGAGGCACCCGGAAUACCAGGAGCGCUGCCGGCAGGAGGUGCGAGAGCUCCUGAGGGGGCGUGAGCCCGAAGAGAUUGAAUGGGAGGACCUGGCCCAGCUGCCCUUCCUGACCAUGUGCCUCAAGGAGAGUCUGCGGCUGCACCCUCCAGUCACCGGCAUCUCCCGCUGCUGCACCCAGGACGUUGCGCUCCCCGACGGCCGGGUCAUCCCCAAAGGUGUUAUUUGCUUCAUCAGUAUUUUCGGGCUCCAUCACAACCCCGCUGUGUGGCCGGACCCCGAGGUCUAUGACCCCUUCCGCUUUGACCCAGAAAACAUCAAGGACAGGUCACCUCUGGCCUUUAUUCCUUUCUCCGCGGGGCCCAGGAACUGCAUCGGGCAGACCUUCGCCAUGGCCGAGAUGAAGGUGGUGCUGGCGUUGACUCUGCUGCGCUUCCGCGUCCUGCCCGACGCCGCCGAGCCGCGCAGGAAGCCGGAGGUGAUCCUGCGCGCAGAGGGCGGGCUGUGGCUGAGGCUGGAGCCGCUGAGCGCCGGGGCGCAGGGAGCCCCAAGGCCUGACCAGGAAUCCAGCUAACCCCACCCUCGUUUGCAGACCCUGGAAUAAACUGUGCUGUCACCUGUG